AUGAUUACGGUGUUUGUGUUACAGUCGACGUUGACACAGAAAAUAAUAAUAAGUCUGUACAAGAUGUUGGAACUGCAAAACAGAUAUCUGUACAAGAUGUUGGAACUGCAAAACAGAUAUCUGUACAAGAUGUUGGAACUGCAAAACAGAUAUCUGUACAAGAUGUUGGAACUGCAAAACAGAUAUCUGUACAAGAUGUUGGAACUGCAAAACAGAUAUCAGCCCCCCGUACCAAAAGGAUGAACAAAAGUAAAACAUUGAGAAAAAAUGGCCUUGAUUACCUACGAGAAAAAGCGGAAAUAUCACGAGAAAUAAGAUCUGCAGAACUCAAGUUAGAAGAACAAAAAAUGGAUAAUGAAAAAGAAAAAAUUGCAAAUGACAAAGCAAGACUUGCCUUGGAGUCUAAAAGGCUUGAGGCAGAAAUUCAAGAAAAAAACAUAGGAUAGAGUUAGAACAAAAGAAAUCUGAGCAAGAUGUCGCUGAAAGAAAAACUUGAGUGACCUCAUCAAAACACAACAAAAGCUUAUUGAAGCAUUACU
Molecule: messenger RNA, 539 nt
Organism: Acanthoscelides obtectus
Lineage: Eukaryota; Metazoa; Arthropoda; Insecta; Coleoptera; Chrysomelidae
Source: the annotation of a GenBank genome assembly